AAAAAAAAUUCCCCCAGUUUUCAAUUCAGAAAUCAGAACAAAACAAAAGAGGAAACCACUUUCCCACUCAGCGUCGUCAGUCGUCACCAACCCCACUGUCACAGCCGCUACCACCAUUCCCCACCAACCGAGGUAACCUUCUACCUUACGUCCCACGUACCAACAAUACUCGCCACCACCCAAGCUCUUCAACCCAGCUUCGAGCUAGACUACGAGAGAGAGAAUACAGAGCGACAAUGGCGGCGAUUGCGCUCCGCAGGCUCUCCUCCACUCUCAAGUCUCCUUUCAAACCUUGCUUCAGUGGCGGUUCCUUCUAUUCCAUGUCUUCCUUGCCCAAUCCAGCAGUUUCCGGCAAAGACUCCGCUCGCGUCGCCUGGAUAAAGCAAUUGAAUGCACCGCUCGAGGAAAUCGAUCCGGAAGUAGCUGAUAUCAUUGAACUUGAGAAAGCCAGGCAAUGGAAGGGACUUGAACUUAUACCUUCAGAAAAUUUCACUUCAGUUUCUGUAAUGCAAGCUGUUGGUUCUGUUAUGACCAAUAAAUACAGUGAGGGUUACCCUGGAGCAAGAUACUAUGGUGGAAACGAGUACAUUGACAUGGCUGAGAGCUUAUGUCAGAAGCGUGCUUUAGAAGCCUUUGACUUGGAUCCUGAAAAAUGGGGAGUCAAUGUGCAGUCUCUAUCUGGAUCUCCUGCUAACUUUCAAGUUUAUACUGCCUUGUUAAAACCUCAUGAGAGAAUCAUGGCCCUUGAUCUGCCACAUGGAGGUCAUCUUUCACAUGGUUAUCAGACUGAUACAAAGAAGAUAUCUGCUGUGUCCAUAUUUUUUGAGACCAUGCCAUACAGAUUAAAUGAGAGUACAGGUUAUAUUGAUUAUGAUCAGUUAGAGAAUAGUGCUGCACUCUUUAGACCAAAACUCAUAGUUGCUGGUGCAAGUGCUUAUGCACGCCUCUAUGAUUAUGCACGUAUUCGCAAAGUCUGCGACAAGCAAAAAGCUGUUUUGUUGGCUGACAUGGCACACAUCAGUGGGUUGGUGGCAGCUAGUGUCAUCCCAUCUCCAUUUGAAUAUGCUGAUGUUGUGACGACAACAACUCAUAAAUCGCUUCGGGGUCCUCGUGGGGCUAUGAUAUUCUUCAGGAAAGGGGUGAAAGAAGUUAACAAACAAGGGAAAGAGGUGAUGUAUGACUAUGAAGAUAAGAUUAACGCGGCUGUCUUUCCUGGACUUCAAGGUGGUCCGCACAAUCACACAAUUACUGGUUUAGCAGUCGCACUGAAGCAGGUUAAAACCCCUGAAUAUAGGGCCUAUCAAGAGCAAGUUCUCAGUAAUUGUUCAAGGUUCUCGCAGAGCUUACUGGAUAAAGGCUAUGAACUAGUGGCUGGUGGAACAGAGAACCAUUUAGUCUUGGUGAACUUGAAAAACAAGGGUAUCGACGGGUCAAGAGUUGAAAAGGUUUUGGAAUCAGUUCAUAUUGCAGCUAAUAAGAACACAGUUCCUGGGGAUGUGUCAGCCAUGGUUCCUGGUGGUAUUCGCAUGGGGACACCGGCUCUCACAUCCAGGGGGUUCAUUGAGGAAGACUUUGAAAAAGUAGCCGAGUUCUUCGAUGCAGCUGUCAAGUUAGCAUUGAAGAUCAAAGCUGAUUCUAAUGGACCCAAGUUGAAGGACUUCACCGCAGCUCUAAAGUCAGACGCACAACAAUCUGAGAUUGCAAAGCUUCGUCAUGAUGUUGAGGAGUAUGCAAAGCAAUUCCCCACUGUAGGCUUCGAGAAGGAAACGAUGAAGUACAGAGACUAAAGAAAGAAAGAAUGGUGGCUGUAGCAUCAUCACAAGGCACGCCCUGUCCACUUUGACAACAAUAUAUCGCGAAGGCUGUUCAUAUGCUUCACAUGAGAUCAGUAAUUUGAUUCUGUAUACAACAAUGAAUCGAAGCGUAGGGGAUUGAGAAAUUAGCAACAUGAUUCAGCUUGCUGUCAUUCGCCUGCAAGCGCUUUUCCCCCCUAUUUUUUACAAGAAAAACAACGUGACUGCUAGGAGAAAUCAAUUGUAUUUUCAUUGGGUCGAAUGCAAAAUUUUCAGCCGCCAAUUUGCCAAAACUCAUUGUUUGUGG
Linum tenue is the source of this 2100-nucleotide messenger RNA. NCBI's taxonomy places the organism in Eukaryota, Viridiplantae, Streptophyta, Magnoliopsida, Malpighiales, Linaceae. The record is from the annotation of a GenBank genome assembly.